Molecule: messenger RNA, 739 nt
Organism: Paramecium octaurelia
Lineage: Eukaryota; Ciliophora; Oligohymenophorea; Peniculida; Parameciidae
Source: the annotation of a GenBank genome assembly
AUGUGGAAAACAAUAACUUUAUUCACCCUGUUCAUUACAAUCAAUGGAUAAUGCAGCUGUAGCAAAUUUACAAAUGAGACAAACUGCUAUGCUUAUGGUUAUUGCCUAUUUCAAAAUGGGAUUUGCGAAGAAGCUUAAUGCGAAGCCAUUCCAUAUGAAGGGAAGUGUAAAUCACCUCGCUGUUUAUGGAAUGAUGGCAAAUGCACCACAUUCAAAGCAGCCGAAUAAACUUGCUCUGCAUUGUUACCUUAACUAUGCACCUAAUUUGAGGGUUGUUAUUAUGAUUACACAAAUCUAAAAUGUGUUGUUACUAAGGAUUGUUCUUCUCUUCAGAUUGAUCAAUGCAAUGGAAAGCUAACAAAUGGUAAUUCCUGUGUAGUAGAUCCUUUCAAGAACAAAUGUUAAGAAAUGACUGAUUGCAAAUCUCUAACUUCUGAAUUUAUGUGUUUAAGUCAAUUCCCUAAUUGCAAAUAUGAAAAUUCUGUCUGCUCCCCAUAAGUAUGCACAGAAAUUAAAGUAUUUUCAUUGUCAAUAAUAGGACGAUGUUUCUUGCUCUUUUCUUGAUGAAUGCUAAUGGAAUAAUGAAAGAUGCUAAUUUAAAAAUUGCUAAAGCAUUAGAUUUGGAUAUUUAUGCAAUGGCAACACUUGUGGAUUUGAUAAAAACGAAUGCUUUGCCUGCGUUGAAUAACACGGUUAUCAAUUGUUUGUUGGUUUGAUAUCAUUGUUAUUUAUAUUAUGA